ACAACUUCAUUGGCAGAAAUAGUCCGAGAGAACAGACGAGAGAGACCGAACGGAGACGAAAACCGAGUGCGCAAAUAACUCGUGGCGGCGGCGGGUGCCUGCGUUUCCUAAUAGGUGUCCGUUUCAAAUAAUAUCAAAGCAAGAAGUUUCACUUUCCACAGGCGGAUGGGUGACUAUCGCUCUCGGCGGCGCUUUGUGAGGAGGAGAUGAUGAAGAAUUUCAGCAACAGUCCCCUUCACAAUAACCAGACUCCAAACCACAUUAGAGAUUGGAACAACAAAAAGUUUGGUUUUCUCUCGGCGGUUCUGUUACGUUUUUCCCUGCGAGGUUAUGGUUUUUGCAUGGCUAGUCUAUUCAUCUUCUGUUUUGGGUCUCUGUUUUACCAGUUGAACGGAGGACCCCCCAACAUUCUACUGGACAUCCGACAGUAUCUCGGAGAAUCCACAUAUCUCGAUGACCACGGACCCCCAGCUCCCCGCGUGCUGCCGUUCCCCAGUCAGGUGGUGUAUAAUCGUGUGGGGAAGUGUGGCAGCAGGACGGUAGUCAUCCUACUAAGGUUACUGGCAGAGAGACACCAGUUCAACCUGGUCUCCUCAGACAUCCACAACAAGACACGCCUCACCAAACAUGAACAGGUGGACCUUAUGAGGAACAUCAGCAACAUCCCUCAGCCUUUCCUGUACACCAGACAUGUCCACUUUCUCAACUUCACCCGGUUCAGGAUAGAGCAGCCCGUCUACAUCAACAUCAUACGGGACCCCAUUAACCGUUUCCUCUCCAACUACUUCUUCCGACGUUUCGGGGACUGGAGGGGGGAGCAGAAUCACCUCAUCCGAACACCAGGGAUGAAAGGUGACGAGAGAUACCUGGACAUCAAUGUGUGCAUCCUGGAGAAUUACCCAGAAUGCUCCAACCCCAGACUCUUCUACAUCAUCCCAUAUUUCUGUGGACAGCACCCCCAGUGCAGGGAGCCGGGACAAUGGGCACUGGAGAGGGCCAAACAGAACGUUCUAGAGAACUUCCUUAUUGUGGGGAUCCUAGAGGAGCUGGAAGAUGUCCUGCUUCUUCUAGAGAGACUGUUACCUCACUACUUUACUGACGUACUCAACAUCUACAAGAGCCCAGACUACAGGAAGAUGGGGAACAUGACUGGUACGGUACGUAAACACACACCCACUCUGGAGGCCCUUCAGGUUCUGUACCACCGCAUGCGCUACGAGUACGACUUCUACAACUUCAUCCGAGACCAGUUCCACUUGAUGAAGAAGAAGAUUGGCCUCAAAUCGGUCCCCCGACCACCUUCCCACCAGGCCUCCUUCCUAAGAGACCUCUCCCUCCGAACCCCAGAGCCCCUGGAUGAAGAUGAGGAGCUGGAGACCGACCUGGAGGAUGCCAACAGCUGGUUGGUCCAGCCCUGACCAAUGCAGUGGUGACUGAGGACUUUACUUGCAUCUGGUUGGCUGGAGGUGGCAUGAUAAAGGGGCGGGGGAUGUGCCCUGUCUGUCAACAUUCCCAGGAGGACGAUUGGUUGGGGGUGUGUGGAUCCUGAUGCCUGUGUUUUUACAGGCUACAUAUUCCGUUCAUCUUGGACUCUCUACUCACCGCUGAGAACCUUAGGAGUGGGCUCUGAUUCUCUGCUACCACUGAGGACCUUGGGAGUGGGCUCUGAUUCUCUGCUACCACUGAGGACCUUGGGAGUGGGCUCUGAUUCUCUGCUACCACUGAGGACCUUGGGAGUGGGCUCUGAUUCUCUGCUACCACUGAGGACCUUGGGAGUGGGCUCUGAUUCUCUGCUACCACUGAGGACCUUAGGAGUGGGCUCUGAUUCUCUGCUACCACUGAGGACCUUAGGAGUGGGCUCUGAUUCUCUGCUACCACUGAGAACCUUAGGAGUGGGCUCUGAUUCUCUGCUACCACUGAGGACCUUGGGAGUGGGCUCUGAUUCUCUGCUACCACUGAGGACCUUGGGAGUGGGCUCGGACUCUCUGCUACCACUGAGGACCUUAGGAGUGGGCUCUGAUUCUCUGCUACCACUGAGGACCUUAGGAGUGGGCUCUGAUUCUCUGCUACCACUGAGAACCUUAGGAGUGGGCUCUGAUUCUCUGCUACCACUGAGGACCUUAGGAGUGGGCUCUGAUUCUCUGCUACCACUGAGGACCUUAGGAGUGGGCUCUGAUUCUCUGCUACCACUGAGGACCUUAGGAGUGGGCUCUGAUUCUCUGCUACCACUGAGGACCUUGGGAGUGGGCUCUGAUUCUCUGCUACCACUGAGAACCUUAGGAGUGGGCUCUGAUUCUCUGCUACCACUGAGAACCUUAGGAGUGGGCUCUGAUUCUCUGCUACCACUGAGGACCUUGGGAGUGGGCUCUGACUCUCUGCUACCACUGAGGACCUUGGGAGUGGGCUCUGAUUCUCUGCUACCACUGAGGACCUUGGGAGUGGGCUCGGACUCUCUGCUACCACUGAGGACCUUGGGAGUGGGCUCGGACUCUCUGCUACCACUGAGGACCUUGGGAGUGGGCUCGGACUCUCUGCUCACCGCUGAGGACCUUGGGAGCGGGCUCGGACUCUCUGCUACCACUGAGGACCUUGGGAGUGGACUCGGACUCUCUUCUACCACUGAGGACCUUGGGAGUGGACUCGGACUCUCUGCUACCACUGAGGACCUUGGGAGUGGACUCGGACUCUCUGCUCACCGCUGAGGACCUUCGUUGUGGGCGGAUGGAUGGACGAACUGACAUAUUUAAAGAUUGACUACAAUAAUGGAUGGGGGGGGGUUGCUUUAAAAAGCUCACUUUGCUUGUUUUAAGGUUUUAUUUUUGUUUUGUUGGUUUGAGGCCGUCCUGUUUGGGUUAUCUCCAGGUGAGAUAAGACAAAAGGGAUUUGGACCUAUGAACAUUUUAAAUGUUGAGGGGAGGGCUACAUCUUAGGAUCAGGAAAAAUUCAGACACCAACAUAGGUGCAGGGAUGAUGGGGGUGAAGGAGCGUGUUGAGGAGUGAGAGAGCAGGGAAGAGACAGAGAUGAUGGGGGUGAAGGAGCGUGUUGAGGAGUGAGAGAGCAGGGAAGAGACGGGGAUGAUGAAAUUGGAGGGGUUGUGUGUAACAGGUCUACUUUUAGUGCUUGACCACUCUGUCUCUCCCUGUCUCUCCCAGCCUCCUUUUCUCCCUUUAUUUUCCUCUUAUUUUCUCUCUCUCCCUCACACUCUGCCUGCUUUAAGGGCCCUUAUUUUCUCUCUCUCCCUCACACUCUGCCUGCUUUAAGGGCCCUUAUUUUCUCUCUCUCCCUCACACUCUGCCUGCU
Molecule: messenger RNA, 3301 nt
Organism: Oncorhynchus mykiss (rainbow trout)
Lineage: Eukaryota; Metazoa; Chordata; Actinopteri; Salmoniformes; Salmonidae
Product: uronyl 2-sulfotransferase
Cellular component (GO): membrane
Molecular function (GO): sulfotransferase activity
Source: RefSeq, a predicted model, not a curated record